AUGACAUUUGUACAUGAUAAUGACUCCCUCACUAUACCAGCCCUCAAUUUGCUCGAUCUGUACUUUUGCCUCUGGAAAUGCUACGUCAUCAGAUCUGCCGAGAACCAUGACUCAAGGAUGAGCAGCGACAGCUUCAAGAGUCAAAUCUCUGCGAUGAGCAGGCGCUGGUGUUGUGAGAUCGAAAACGAUCAGUUCAGGCCCUAUGUAAUGGUGUGGUUUCUGCCUUGCAAGCGCGCGAUACUCAAGACUACCUACCAUGUUGAUGGGCCUGAUGAAGUCUCAGCGUUGUUAAGC
Molecule: messenger RNA, 294 nt
Organism: Penicillium odoratum
Lineage: Eukaryota; Fungi; Ascomycota; Eurotiomycetes; Eurotiales; Aspergillaceae
Exons: 2
Source: RefSeq, a predicted model, not a curated record